CCGGGGAAGACGGGGUUGGAGAAAGGCGGAGCCCAGCCCAGCAAGAUGGCGCCUCCCGCGUUGUUGCGCCGGUGUUCCAAGCUGCUGGCACCGGCCAGGAUCCUAAGUGGCUCUUCAGCAAGAUCAAAGUUCUACGUUCGGGAGCCGCCACAUGACAGACCUGACUGGCUGAAGGUUGGCCUGACCUUGGGCACCUCCGUCUUCUUGUGGAUCUAUCUCAUCAAACAAUAUAAUGAAGAUAUUUCAGAGUAUAAAAGAAGAAAUGGGUUGGAAUAAACUAUUGAAAUACUAAUAUAGUGUGCUGCAUAUAGUGAUUAUACCAGUUCCUUUGGAUUCACCAAUCUGUCGAGUUGUAAAUGUGAGAGAAAAAGUUACAUGUGAAUGAAUGUCAAGUCAGCAUUUGUGUUUUGCACCAUUAAAUGAAAAAAUAAAAAUAAUUCUGUGUUCUUCACAUUA
Molecule: messenger RNA, 456 nt
Organism: Suricata suricatta (meerkat)
Lineage: Eukaryota; Metazoa; Chordata; Mammalia; Carnivora; Herpestidae
Gene: NDUFC1
Product: NADH:ubiquinone oxidoreductase subunit C1
Exons: 4
Coding region: 46-276 (76 amino acids)
Cellular component (GO): mitochondrion
Source: RefSeq, a predicted model, not a curated record